UUUCAAAGGAAAAAAAGAGGAGGUAUUUCCAGACAAGCGCACUACCCCCUGCCACGCUGAAACUAAUUACCGAGGCAUGCGCGCGCAAUAGUCCUUGUUUCGUCCGACAAGAUAUCAGAAACUGAUUGAUCCUCGUGCAUCCUCCAAAACCCAUACAAACCCUGAGACGCGAAAAUUUGAUAAAAACCUAUUGCACUUGCAUGUCAUCGAACUUGUAUCGCAUAGGACAUACAUACUCAAGAUGUUGAGCAUAGUGGCACCUGCGCAUUGCGAGCCUUUGAGCUACGAGCUUAAUGGAAAUGUUCCUGAGCCAACAAUCUCAGAUUCGCAUGACGUUAUCAUCAAAGUGCACGCUGCAAGCGUCAACCCGAUAGACUUGAAGAAAGCCGCUGGUGUCUUCAAAAUAGCGAUAAAAGAGAGAUUUCCGUAUCAGAUUGGAUACGACUGCGCAGGUGAAGUCACCGCUAUAGGGAGGAACGUGAGCAAACUCAAAGUUGGGGACCAGGUGUACACCCGCUUGCCGGAAGCAUAUCGAGGGUCAUGGGCGGAAUAUGCCAAAUGCCCGGAUAGGUUUGUGGCCAAGAUGCCGAGCAACAUGUCGUUUGCACAUGCUGCAGCGAUCCCGCUGGCGGCUCUAACUGCAAUGCAAGCACUGCAGAAGUACAAGGGCUCUUUGGCCGGAAAGACGGUUUUCGUGCCUGCUGGGCUCAGCGGAACUGGAUCGAUGGCCUGUCAACUGGCCAAGAACGUGUUCCAUGCCGGCAAGGUCAUCACGACUGUAUCCACCUCCAAAAUCAGUAGAGUACCAGAGCUGCUCGGCGAAGGUGUGGUAGAUCAAAUAAUCGAUUACACCACGGAAAGCCCCCUCAAGGUCAUCCCACCUCAAUCGGUGGACUUUUUGUUUGAUACAACUGGCCAGGCGAUGGAGUUCCUGCCUUUGAUGAUACCAUCCACGAGCCUCAUUAUAUCUAUAGCGACGCAGCCGUCCGGUACACAGCUACAAGAUUCGGGCAUCAUGGAUCGGCCUGAUAAACCUAAGUUACCCUGGUACAUUCUCAUGGGCUUGAAUUUGGUAGAUUCCGGGCGUAAAUUCUACGCUAGGCGCUCUGGCGUCGAGUACGCCUACUGGUUCAUGGAACCCAACGCUGAAGACCUAGACGCAUUGCGUGCAAACGUCGAGGAUGGACUUCUGAGGCCUGUCGUAGGUAAGCAAGUAGAUAUCAGGGACAUUGACGGAGUUCGAGAGGCGUGCAAGAUGGUCUUCGACGGGAAGGGAGGCGUGGGCAAGACUGUGUUCCGGGUGACUUAAGAUUUGUAGCGAGGCAAUUUGGGUGGUACUUUUGUUUGUUCAAUAAAUACUUCCGGUAAUUUAUAAAGGUGGCCGACAUAG
This is a messenger RNA of Paraphaeosphaeria sporulosa, 1390 nucleotides long. RefSeq names its product GroES-like protein. Gene Ontology annotation, molecular function: oxidoreductase activity. The record is from RefSeq and is a predicted model, not a curated record. The transcript is spliced from 5 exons. Lineage: Eukaryota; Fungi; Ascomycota; Dothideomycetes; Pleosporales; Didymosphaeriaceae. Bases 242 to 1309 code for a protein of 355 amino acids.